This is a messenger RNA of Lonchura striata (white-rumped munia), 4804 nucleotides long. NCBI's taxonomy places the organism in Eukaryota, Metazoa, Chordata, Aves, Passeriformes, Estrildidae. The record is from RefSeq and is a predicted model, not a curated record.
CGCGCGGCGCGGCCGGAAGUGACGCGAGACUCGCGCGCUGCUGCUCCCAGACCCCGGCGGCGAGGGUGGUUUUUUUUAACUCAAAUGGGUGAUGAAAAGGAUUCUUGGAAAGUGAAGACUUUAGAUGAGAUUCUCCAGGAGAAGAAACGAAGGAAGGAGCAAGAGGAGAAGGCAGAGAUCAAACGUAUGAAAAAUUCAGAUGACAGGGAUUCCAAGAGGGAUUCUCUUGAGGAGGGGGAGCUGAGAGACCAUCGCAUGGAAAUCACCAUCAGGAAUUCACCUUACAGGAGGGAAGACUCCAUGGAAGACAGGGGAGAAGAAGAUGAUUCCUUGGCUAUCAAACCACCCCAGCAAAUGUCCCGGAAAGAAAAAACCCAUCACAGGAAAGAUGAGAAGAGGAAAGAAAAACGCAGGCACAGGAGUCACUCUGCAGAAGGGAAGCAUGCCAGAGUGAAAGAGAAAGAACGGGAGCAUGAGCGUAGGAAGAGACAUAGAGAAGAGCAGGAUAAAGCCCGGCGUGAAUGGGAGAGACAGAAACGGAGAGAGAUGGCAAGGGAGCAUUCCAGGAGGGAGAGAGAUCGUCUGGAGCAACUGGAGAGAGAAAGGGAAAGAAAAAUCCGGGAGCAGCAGAAGGAACAGAGGGAGCAAAAGGAGCGAGAGAGGAGAGCUGAGGAGAGGAGGAAGGAGAGGGAAGCCAGGAGAGAAGUUUCUGCACACCAUAGAACAGUGAGGGAAGAAUAUGGAGACAAAGUAAAAAUGAGACCCUGGAGUCGCAGCCCUUUGCGCCAGCAGAGAGACAAGCUUGAGCAAGGAGAGAGCAGGAAACCAGCAGUAAAAGAAGAGAAACCAGAAGAGAGGGAUCCUCUGUCAGACUUGCAAGACAUCAGCGACAGUGAGAGAAAAACCAGCUCAGCAGAGUCUUCCUCAGAAUCUGGAUCAGGCUCAGAAGAGGAGGAGGAAGAGUCCAGCAGUGAAGGCUCUGAGGAAGAGGGAGAGGAAGAGGAGGAGGAGGAGGAGGAGACAGGGAGCAAUUCUGAGGAAGUGUCUGAGCAAUCAGCAGAGGAGGUGAGCGAAGAGGAAAUGAGUGAAGAGGAGGAACGGGAGAAUGGAAACCACAUCCCAGUUGUUCCAGAGUCGAGGUUUGACCGGGAUUCUGCAGGGAGUGAGGUGGAGGAGGAGGAGGUCGGGGAGGGAUCCCCUCAUUCCAAUGCCAUGACAGAAGGGGAAUACAUUCCUGAUUCUCCAGCUUCCUCCCCCAUUGAGCUGAAACAGGAGCUUCCCAAGUAUCUUCCUGCCCUCCAGGGAUGUCGCAGCGUGGAGGAAUUCCAGUGUUUGAACAGGAUUGAAGAAGGAACCUAUGGCGUGGUGUACAGGGCAAAGGACAAAAAGACUGAUGAAAUAGUGGCUCUGAAGCGACUGAAAAUGGAAAAGGAGAAGGAAGGUUUUCCCAUUACUUCUCUGAGAGAAAUAAAUACAAUUCUGAAAGCGCAGCACCUGAAUAUUGUCACUGUCAGAGAGAUCGUUGUGGGCAGUAACAUGGAUAAAAUCUAUAUUGUGAUGAACUAUGUGGAGCACGACCUCAAGAGCCUGAUGGAAACAAUGAAACAGCCUUUCCUGCCAGGGGAAGUGAAGACUUUAAUGAUUCAGUUACUACGAGGGGUCAAACACCUUCACGACAACUGGAUUCUUCACAGAGACUUGAAAACUUCCAACCUGCUGCUCAGUCAUUCAGGCAUUUUAAAAGUUGGAGAUUUUGGAUUAGCCAGGGAAUAUGGGUCUCCCCUGAAGCCCUACACCCCUGUGGUUGUGACCCUGUGGUACAGAGCUCCAGAGCUGUUGCUUGGAGCAAAGGAAUAUUCCACAGCCAUAGACAUGUGGUCAGUGGGGUGUAUUUUUGGGGAGCUGCUGACGCAGAAGCCACUGUUUCCAGGGAAGUCAGAAAUCGACCAGAUUAACAAAGUUUUUAAGGAUCUGGGUACUCCCAGUGAAAAGAUCUGGCCUGGUUACAACGAGCUGCCAGCAGUGAAGAAAAUGACCUUCACAGAAUAUCCCUACAACAACCUGCGCAAGAGAUUCGGGGCUCUGCUCUCUGACCAGGGCUUUGACCUGAUGAACAACUUCCUGACGUACUACCCGGCGCGGCGGAUCACGGCGGAGGACGGGCUGAAGCACGAGUACUUCCGAGAGACCCCCCUGCCCAUCGACCCCUCCAUGUUCCCCACCUGGCCAGCCAAGAGUGAGCAGCAGAGGGUCAAGAGGGGCACCAGCCCCCGGCCCCCCGAGGGAGGGCUNNGGUUUUCACAGGGUGAUGAUGACCUGAAGGACACAGGUUUCCAUCUGACCACCACAAAUCAAGGAGCAUCUGCUGCGGGACCUGGCUUCAGUCUCAAGUUUUGAACUCAACAUGAAAAAGGAAGGAAAAAAAAGCCCAAAAAGCACCAUUCAUGUGAGUGGAUUUGAGUGCCCCAGUUCUGUUCUCUGUCAGGGGCACCAGAUGUUUUUCCCUGUGAAAAAAACUCAAAUAUUAUCACAGAUUCCAAGGCUCUUGUUUUAUAAAUCAAUGUGGAGUUUAUCUGCUGCAUUCCAUUAGAGGACUGGAGUUACCUGAAAACCCCAGGAUCAUCACAAACUGUGACAAAGGACAACUUGAAAUAACAGUCCUGGAACAGUUUCUGGUUUGUUUUUAGGGGUGUUUUUUUGUUGAGUUUGUUUUGUUUUGUUUUCCUUGUAAAUUUGUAGAAUUAAAAUACAAUUUCAAUUGUUUAAUAGUGUGAAGGAUUUCAUUGCUUCACAUGCAGCCAAGUGGGAUGUUGGUGACAGUAAAGAGAGUUUAUUUUUUAUUUAAAGUAAGCAAAUUGUUUGUGUCUGAAUAUAUUUAGGGCAAAAAGAAAAAUGACAAUUCUGAGAUUUGUAUCCUGUUACCUUAGAGAGAGCUGGGCUGGGUUUGAUACUCCCUGACCAGAUUUUUUUUUUUUCUUUUUUUGUUCUGUAAAUGUAUUUACAGUGGUGCAAAAUUACUCUGUUGUUUUAUAAAUCAAAAAGAUUUAAUAUGGAGACUUGAAACUUUAUUUCUUGUGAAAGUUUUUUUUUUUUUAAAUAUAUGCCCUUUUUCCAUCCAGAGAAGAAUUCAGCUUUAGUGGUUGUGCAAGGCCACAUUCCAGUCCUUUCUGGGGAAAGAGGAGAGGAGGAAUCAUGUUGGAAUCUCAUCCUCUGGACCUCCUGAUUUGUGAAGCUGUCACUUUGUUUUGGGAACAGGGAGAUCUGGAAACCACCACAUUUUCCUGCAACCACAGCUGGGCACCAGGCCAGUAAGGGAUUAACUCCAAUCCUAAACAUUUUAUCAGUUUCAGUCCGUUUUGGAGAGUUUUCCCGGGGAAAGGCUGGAAUGUGGAUGUGCUGCAUUGUGGUGAGUUGGGAAAGCUGUCUGGUUGUUUUCCUGUGCAGGAAGACAAAACUCCCUGUUCCCCUCAGGCCUGAAGGAGAAACAGCUGAACAUUCCUGGUUCCAGAAGCUUCCCCAGGAGCCCAGUGAAAAGCAGGAGUGCAGGGAAGCUGUGCAGGAUUGAAGCAUGACCCCACUGCACAGUUUGGCUGUGACAUGGAAUUGUUCCCUUCCCAGCUUUGCCAGCCUCUCCUGAGCUCCUCUCCAGCUGGAUGUGGCACUUUCACCUCAUCCUGGGGGAGGAAAUCACCUCAUCUCCCACAGGACCCAAGGCUCAGACCCCUCAAGGACCAGACUGAGAGCUCAGACCUCUUAAUUAACAAACUGAGAGCUCAGACCCCUUAAUUACCAAACUGAGCAAUGCAGAUCCCUUAAUUACCAAACUGAGCAGCUCAGACCCCUCAAGGACCAAACUGAGCAGCUCAGACCCUUCAAGGACCAAACCCUGGGCAGCUCAGACCCCUCAAGGAACCAACUUUGAGCAGCUCAGACUCCUCAAGGACCAGCUCUGAGCAAUAAAUUCCUCUUGGGAUAAGAAGAAAACUCUCAAACCACAGGAAACCGCUUGAGGGGAAGAUCUGUUCUGUGGCUCCUUGAACUGAACAUGUUGGAAUGGACAAUGAGGAGCAAAACAGGAUUUGUGUGAUCCUCAUCUUCCUGACAAGUGAAAGAAAAGCAAUGUUAAGGCUUAGCAUUGUCGUUUCUUCUAUUUGCAGUGCAGCAGGAUGUAAAAAAUAGCAGGAAAACACUCAGGGAGUGUUGGACUUGUUCUCUUCCUGCCAUCCCACUGUCCCAGGGGCUGGGGCAGAGUCUGCUCCUGGUUUGCAGCAGUGCCCCACACAGCUCCAUCUGACACUUUUCUUACAAAAAAAAAAAGGUUUUUAAUUCUCUGUACAGCAAAUAGUUGAUAAAUUCUUUAUCUUUAAAACAAAUCUGGAAGAGUUUGACAUUCCAGUAACCAGUCCCAGAAUCUCUUUUGCCCAAGGUACCGAAGCAGCUGCUGGAGAAUUCAGUUGCACUACUGGAAAUUAAAUCUAAAAUGCCAAAGAAAAAACUGGAAACAGAAGGAGCAGGAACUGAAUCCAGGGCUGGGUCAGUGCUUCAGUCUGAUUCUCCAGGAGUAAGUAGUCAGGAUCCUUUCUUUUUUCUUCACUAUGCAAGUGUAAGUUCCUUCAUUAAUUGCAUUUGCAAUGAUGCUCAUGUGGUCUUCAUUUAGGGCUAAAUAACCUGGAUAGGAAUAUUCCAGAAGUUCCUUAUCUUUAUACCAGCUGUCAGAAGAAAAAGAGUGCAAGUUAAACUCAAUAUUAGUUAUUUCAACUAAUAAAUUUUGCUGAAUAAGUGUAGAGCACAGACUUUACCAAAA